Messenger RNA from Colletotrichum karsti, 1188 nucleotides. RefSeq lists its product as uncharacterized. Gene Ontology annotation, molecular function: palmitoyl-(protein) hydrolase activity. The transcript has 2 exons. Lineage: Eukaryota; Fungi; Ascomycota; Sordariomycetes; Glomerellales; Glomerellaceae. Gene Ontology annotation, cellular component: membrane. Bases 1 to 1188 code for a protein of 395 amino acids. The record is from RefSeq and is a predicted model, not a curated record.
AUGCAUGCCAUCCGCCCCUCCUCGAUUGGGCUUCUCCUGCGUCGUCCUCGACGUCUGCAUCCACCCCUCGUCACCUCUUCAUGGCGAGCCACGUUUCUGCCGGCCUCGCUGCCGCUGCCGUCGCGCCUCGGCGUCACCAUCCACAAGAGGCAACUCCAUGCUGAGACGCUGCUGUUGCCUCCUCUGGUUUUCUGCGGUCUUCUGGGCGCACUUUGGGCGUGGAAGUGUCUCAUGAUGGUCGUCUUCCAGAACAAGAUCAUUUACAUGCCGGGGCUCCCGCCGAAUGCGCGCCGCGAGCGGAUCGAGGACUACGCGAAGCAGUGCGGGGAGGUGCGGUGGGAGGAGAAAAGGGUCCAGGCUGUCGACGGGACGGAUCUGGCCCUCUGCGUGGCCUCGGUGACAUCUACUGGUGACGAGAGCACCACGUCGCCCGACGGUUUCCUCGCCGUGCCGUCGAUCUAUGUCCUUUACUUUCAGGGAAAUGCGUCUUCUCUUCCCCCGCGAUUGCCGGACCUAUCGUGGGUUCUCCGGACGCUGCAGCGAAGCAAGCGGCCCGCGCGAUACACUGUGGUGUGCCUGAGCUACCGCGGCUACUGGAGGUCGAGGGGCCGCCCUUCUGAGAAGGGCAUCAAUAUGGAUGCGCAGGCGGCUCUGCGCUGGAUUGAGCAGAUGCAUAGUCACAAAGCCGGACCAUCCAGGCAGCAGCAGCAUCAGCCACCGGCGCUGGUGAUCUGGGGUCAGAGCAUUGGCGCCGGGGUAGCCACGAACCUCGCGGCUUGGGACGAGUUCCCGCCCACGUUGCGUCUUACGUCGCUGAUCCUCGAGACGCCGUUUACUUCUAUCAGAGCCAUGCUGGAAGCGUUGUACCCUCAGAAAUGGGUGCCCUACCGUCAUCUCUGGCCGUUCCUGAAGAACCAUCUGGACAGCUGGACAAACCUAGGCGCAAUUGCGCGGAACCAGCGGUCCGGUUUGGACCAUGACAAACCUCGGGUCGUUAUAGUCGAAGCUGGCAAGGAUGAGCUAGUGCCGGCGGAUCACGGCGCGAAGCUCGUCCGGCGCUGCGAGGAGGUCGGGCUGGCAGUCCAAAAAGUGACGGUUCGUGGUGCUUUCCACAAUGAUGCCGUCAUUAGGCCGGAGGGACGCAGAGCCGUCGUCGACGCCAUUGAGCAGGCCGCGUUCAAACCCUAA